GGCCCGGGGGGGCCCCGACGCCGGUCGCUUUCCGCCGGGUAAGCAGCCCGAGUGUAGAGGCCCCUGGCACUGUGCGCCCUUUGCCGCAGCGUCUCUUUCAGGCGGGAAGUGUGUGAACGGGGGUAGUGCUGGCCCAGGACGCUGCCGGCUGUAACCCAGUUUGUGAAAUCUGAGAAGUCGCCCAAGGCUUUUUAUCCACCUCAUGCUCCUGGAUUGAGGGUCACAGUAGAUAAUCGGACUGUGGUUUUGUUGUAACAAUGAUCGUGUUAGAAAUAAACGGAAGGUGGCAACCUGUUGACAGUGAUACCUGUCAAGUGUCAUCCGCGGACUUGGGUUGCUCAUGGUAGGAAUUUCAUUUGCCGUUUUGCAUGCUUGCAUGUACCUUGUUACCUGAUGCACGGCAGAGUCCAGUCUAGAGACCGGCCACUAGGCGGGGACGCUGUGUUUCCUGGCUGCAGCCUGGUCCCCAGUCCCGGGGCCACAGGCAAAGUGGCCCGAACCCUCCCGCGGGCCUUCACUCGCCAAAGGGAGUGAAUGGCCGGUCAGCCGUGCGGCCUGUGCGCGCGGGGUGUGAGGCUCAUCGGAGUAUGACAGAAGGAGUGGAUGAGGUCAUACUGCUCCUGGGUUGGGCGGGAGGCUGCAGCGGGAGAGGCUUGACCGAGAGGCAGCAGUCACAGCACGGGACCGUCACAGCCGGCGCCUCGAUGCCAUCGCAGCAAGUGGACUACAACGAAGGGCGCUGUCCAAGCGUCUUGGUUUACCCCUGGUGCCAGGGAUCCAGGGAAGCCUGCUGUGAGUCUGCUGCUGGCUCACGGCCCACUAGGCAAGCAAGGUGGAAGAAGAAAGGUGCCAUUUUGGCAUGAAGACAGACUCGCUUAGUCGUCAGUCAUUUAAGCUGAGUGCAUUGUGAUUUCCAAUAAUUGAGGCAGUGGUUCUAAAAGCUGUCUACAUUAAUGAAAAGAGCAAUGUGGCCAGCUUGACUAAGCCGCCAGCGUGCGCAGCGCGGGCAGGACGGCACCCGGGUCUCGACGGACUUGUGCAUGUUAGCUGUAUAGAUUUAUGUAAGGUUUUUUAAAACUCUGGUAUUUUAAAAUAGUCUUACCCACUUUUACUAUGGAAACAUAUGAGAGUCCCUCUCCUCUCCCGCGUGAGCCCGCAGGAGAAGCGGUGAUGGAGACCCGAGCUUGCCCCCUCCAAGCGCUGCCCCGUGAACAGUCUCCACCACCUCCCCUGCAAACGUCCAGUGAUGCAGAGGUAAUGGACGUUGGCUCUGGUGGUGAUGGACAGGCCGAACCCCCUGCUGAGGACCCGCUCAACUUCUACGGAGCUUCUCUUCUCUCCAAAGGAUCCUUCUCUAAGGCCCGCCUCCUCAUAGACCCGAACAGUAGUGGCCACAGCCCACGCACUGCCCGGCACGCACCUGCAGUCCGGAAGUUCUCCCCUGACCUUAAGUUGCUUAAGGAUGUAAAGAUUAGUGUGAGCUUUACCGAGAGCUGCAGGAGUAAGGACAGGAAGGUGCUGUACACAGGAGUGGAGCGCGACGCUCGGGCGGAGUGCGGUCUGGCCCUUAGCCCUGUCGGUGGGGGCGUGCAUGCUUGUCCCUUUGGCGGGAGUGUUGGUAACGGGGUGGGCGUAGGGGCUGAGAGUGCUGAUAAGAAGGAUGAGGAGAAUGAGCUGGAUCAGGAAAAGAGAGUGGAGUAUGCAGUGCUCGAUGAGUUAGAAGAUUUUACUGACAAUUUGGAGCUAGAUGAAGAAGGAGCAGGCGGGUUCACUGCCAAAGCCAUCACGCAGAGAGACAGAGUGGAUGAAGAGGCCUUGAACUUCUCCUAUGAGGAUGAUUUUGACAAUGAUGUUGAUGCUCUGCUGGAAGAGGGCCUCUGUGCUCCCAAAAAGAGGCGACUGGAGGAGAAAUACGGAGGUGACAGCGACCAUCCAUCUGAUGGAGAGACAAGCGUGCAACCAAUGAUGACCAAGAUUAAAACAGUGCUCAAAAGUCGUGGCCGCCCACCUACAGAACCGUUGCCUGAUGGGUGGAUCAUGACCUUCCAUAAUUCGGGAGUCCCCGUGUACCUCCACAGAGAGUCUCGGGUGGUCACCUGGUCCAGGCCUUACUUCUUGGGAACGGGAAGCAUACGGAAACACGAUCCUCCUCUGAGUAGCAUUCCCUGUUUGCAUUACAAGAAAAUGAAGGACAAUGAGGAGAGGGAGCAAAACAGUGAGCUUGCCCCCAGUGGGGAGGUGACCCCUGUCAAGCCCCUGAGCCGACCUGCGGAGCUGGAGUUGCCCCUGGAAGAGCCUGACUCUGUGGGUGCCAACUUGGGGCCCCCAGAUGAGAAGGAUCCGCUGGGAGCUGAGGCUGCCCCCGGGGCUCUGGGGCAGGUGAAGGCCAAAGUUGAGGUGUGCAAAGACGAAUCAGUUGAUCUGGAGGAAUUUCGGAACUACUUGGAGAAGCGUUUUGACUUUGAGCAAGUCACUGUGAAGAAAUUCAGGACUUGGGCUGAGCGGCGACAGUUCAACCGGGAAAUGAAACGGAAACAGGCCGAAUCCGAGAGGCCCAUCCUGCCAGCCAAUCAGAAGCUCAUCACUCUUUCUGUACAAGAUGCUCCCACAAAGAAAGAGUUUGUCAUAAACCCCAACGGGAAAUCUGAGGUCUGCAUCCUGCACGAGUACAUGCAGCGUGUUCUCAAGGUCCGCCCCGUUUAUAAUUUCUUUGAAUGUGAGAACCCAAGUGAGCCUUUUGGUGCCUCAGUGACCAUUGAUGGUGUGACCUAUGGAUCUGGAACUGCGAGCAGCAAAAAGCUGGCGAAGAACAAAGCUGCCCGAGCUACGCUGGAAAUCCUCAUCCCUGACUUUGUUAAACAGACCUCCGAGGAGAAGCCCAAAGACAGUGAGGAGCUCGAGUAUUUUAACCACAUCAGUAUUGAGGACUCACGAGUCUAUGAGCUGACCAGCAAGGCCGGACUGUUGUCUCCCUAUCAGAUCCUCCACGAGUGCCUUAAAAGGAACCAUGGGAUGGGUGACACAGCCAUCAAGUUUGAAGUGGUUCCUGGUAAAAACCAGAAGAGCGAAUAUGUCAUGGCGUGCGGCAAACACACAGUGCGCGGCUGGUGUAAGAAUAAGAGAGUCGGGAAGCAGUUAGCCUCUCAGAAAAUCCUUCAGCUGUUGCACCCUCAUGUCAAGAACUGGGGGUCCUUACUGCGCAUGUAUGGCCGGGAAAGCAGCAAGAUGGUCAAACAGGAGACCUCCGACAAGAGCGUGGUGGAGCUGCAGCAGUAUGCCAGGAAGAACAAGCCGAACCUGCACAUCCUGAGCAAGCUGCAGGAGGAGAUGAGGAGGCUGGCCGCGGAGAGGGAGGAGACACGGAAGAAGCCCAAGAUGUCCAUCAUGGCGUCUGCCCAGCCUGGCGGCGAGCCUUUGUGCACCGUGGACGUGUGAGGGGGUGGCGGGGCUGGGCAUGAGGACGCCACUGUCUGCAGCCUCGGGCCUCUGAUCUGAGCUCCUCCCCUGCAGCCUCCUGUCGGAGGGCUGGGGCCAGAGGGGUGGGGCUCCAGUGCAUGGGGACAGCUCUUCUUGGGGGCUGCCCACAGGUCCAAGUGGAUGUGUGCAAGGACGGCCUCAGCCCUGCCACACAGGUGAAGCCAAGCACUUGGGGUUGGCUGUGGACCUCUGCUUGUGCAGCCUCGCUGCAGACUGAUUUUAUGAAGGUUUCCAUGAAUUUUAGUACACAAUGUGCACAGAUGAGAAGUGACAGCUGGAUGACAGAUGACACAAGACGGUGUCCUUGGUGCCCUGUGCCCAGGGCUGCUGUGGGCCACUGCUAACUUGGGCAGAAGGUGCACGCUGGCACUCUGGCCUCCCUCCUGUUUUCCCUAUUCUCUGAAAAGGUUCCAGCAGUUAGGAAGGAGUGUUUCAGACUUGUUUAUUUAAAAUAGACACAAUUUUAGCAUCAGAACUUCUUUCAGAGAUUGUAGGCAAUCCAUCAAGGUCAUUCUCCAGCCUUGAAACACUUGGCCAGCGUAUGAAUUCCACCAGGGCCCACCUGUGCAUGCCCUGGCCCUGGCUGAAGUGCGUCCGUUUUUCUGAGAGUCUUAAUGCCCUAAAGGUGUACCUUGGACACCGAGGCCUCUCACCUCUGCUGGCCUCUGGCAACUUUUUAUUCAGGAUUUUUGCACAGUCAAGUCCAUCUGUUCCCCCAUCAAUUUUUAAAGCUUUUAUGGUAUUUUAGCAUUUGGAAAGAAACUUUUUCAGUGAGAGUAGAAGAUAGAUUUGGGAUCAUGUAGCAGAUAUAAAUAAUUAAUGCAUUUUAGCAUGUGGACUUAUUUGAAAAGAGGAAAUGAGGACCUUCAGUGCAAUCCAUUCUUGAUCACGAACUGGCACGUCUCUGGAGCUGGCAUGAGCACGUGGGCAGCCCCCCGACAACAGCCCCACUGGAUUUCAAGGGCAGCCACCUUGCACAGCUAGACCUGAUGACCGGCUCACUCCUCUGACUAGUGGUCUGUACUCCCCAAGUGGCCCCUGGGACAGGUGGAGGGAGGGUAGACAUGGUCCUGCCCGGGGCCCCAGGGGACAGCGUGUGCCUGGGGCCUUGGGUUCCCAAGGGCAGGAUGGUGGUGCUUGGCCGCUGGCUCCCCGCCCCAGUGCCUGUUCAGUGCUGCACAGCUGGACACAAGGGCAUGGCACUGGGCUGUGCCGUCAUGUCCCGUGGGUGGUGCUGAUGGUGCCUGCUUUCAGAAAGACGGUGUCAGUCUAGCGGGCUGCCCACAGUGUAUCCCCUCCUCACCACCUGUGACCAAGGUUGGCUUCUGUUGACCUUUAUAAAACUCACACAUCAAAUUGCUGUAAUUAGA
This is a messenger RNA of Manis javanica (Malayan pangolin), 4847 nucleotides long. The record is from RefSeq and is a predicted model, not a curated record. NCBI's taxonomy places the organism in Eukaryota, Metazoa, Chordata, Mammalia, Pholidota, Manidae.